GAAAGGAUGUUCAGUUACUCGCGGGCCUGUUGUCUGAUACUGGGAUGGAAAGUCACAGUCCGCAGGCUGGAGUGAGGCGCGGGAAGAUGCCUGGUCCUUGCCUCGCGGACUUGGCAGCCGCGUCCUUCGGGUCUGUCCACUGAACUGCUGAGGACUCGCCCGUGUGCGGGGACCCGAGUGCCACUUCCCGGAGCCUUACCUUGCUCUCCAGCCUCCAGGCUAGCUAAUACCUGGAGGGCAGGGCAGGGCUGUUACCGCUCUCACCCCUUGCGGAAGGAUGGCAGGAUCCGGCGCAGCGACGUAGCAGCGGGAGGGCACAGCGACCUGCAUCUCCAGUUUCUCCUCAGGACACAAGGCUGACUUCACCUUCCGGACAGCUGCAAAGCCCCUGCCAGAACCAAACCGAACUCGCGCCUCGGAGAGGGGCUUCUGGGGCCGGUUCGCUGCAGGGCAUGGGGAGUGGAGAGAGGGAAGGGGAAGCCUGGGGCUGUGUGCGCGCGCGUGGGAGCGCGCCUCGGAGCGCCCCGCAUACCCCACUCUAUCCCCGGGGGCACUUUGGGAAGGAGGGAGUGGUAGUCGCGGGAAUGAGGGAGCAAGAGAAACCCUCUCAAAGCGACGCCCCAAACAGGUCCGGAUUUAGAAUUCGAAGCUAAAGGCUGUUAGAAAUUGGGACUCCACGCGGGAGGAGAGGAGGGCGGCGCCGCCGGGCUCUGGGUGAAGAGCGGCGCAGCGGCGGCUGCGGCGGGCGGGGGGCGCUUGGGCAGCGGCAUGAAGGAUGUGGAGUCGGGCCGGGGCAGGGUGCUGCUGAACUCGGCAGCCGCCAGGGGCGACGGCCUGCUACUGCUGGGCACCCGCGCGGCCACGCUCGGGGGCGGCGGCGGUGGCCUGAGGGAGAGCCGCCGGGGCAAGCAGGGGGCCCGGAUGAGCCUGCUGGGGAAGCCGCUCUCUUACACGAGUAGCCAGAGCUGCCGGCGCAACGUCAAGUACCGGCGGGUGCAGAACUACCUGUACAACGUGCUGGAGAGACCCCGCGGCUGGGCGUUCAUCUACCACGCUUUCGUCUUGAACCUUUUCCCCGAGGACACCCAAUGAACUGCCCGGUAGCUUCAGGCUCCCAGGGCGAGAGCCAGGCAGACGCGGGACUUAGGCUGCGCGGAUAAUUGGGAGCAAUUAGGUCCCAAGAUACUGAAACUUCAACCGAACGGGGCGCCCGGGAGCUAGGGAAUGCGAAGGGAGGACAGGCGCCCGUGUGAGGCUUGAGAGUAUAUUGGAGAGGUUAGGAGGUGAUGGCGGGGUAGGACGGGGAGGAGUGAGGGGGCACCGAGGGCUAGGUCCUCAGUCCAAGGGCGGAGUAGGGGAAGCUGCUACUUGGAGAGAGCUGCUAGGUUUUAAGUGCGCCCGGAAACACGCCUCGCCACCACCCAGCCACCGCCAACGGAAAAUCUGUCAGUGCACGUAGCCCUUCUUGCCACGGAGAAGGUGGCUAAGGUCUAGAGGAGGCCAGCAGGCCAGGCGAAGCAACGCUCCCGCGCUGCAGCGGGGAACCUGGGGCGCAGGAACGCGGGCAGAGCUGCGAUAGCAGAAGCGCAAAUGGGUCGCCUUGGACAGAGAACGGGCAGUAGGUUAAGUCCCCAUUUGUGGCGCGGAGUCAAAGGUGUGUGUGUGUGUGUGUGUGUGUGUGUGUGUGUGUGUGUGUGUGUGUAUAAAGUAAGCCUUCUCCAUCUAGCAGAGAAUGCUUAAUGAGAAAAUGAUUGAAAGCAAAUGUUUAUUUUUCCCUUAGGCAUUUAAAACCUUUCAGUGGCUUUAAAGUUUACCACUGUUUAAAAAAAAAAAAAAAAAAAAAAAAGAAAGAAAAAAGGAAAAAAGAAAAAGAAUAAU
Molecule: messenger RNA, 1878 nt
Organism: Symphalangus syndactylus (siamang)
Lineage: Eukaryota; Metazoa; Chordata; Mammalia; Primates; Hylobatidae
Product: potassium voltage-gated channel subfamily KQT member 5-like
Biological process (GO): potassium ion transmembrane transport
Cellular component (GO): membrane; voltage-gated potassium channel complex
Molecular function (GO): voltage-gated potassium channel activity
Source: RefSeq, a predicted model, not a curated record